UCCCCCUCCGAAAACACUCUAAACCCGUACACUUGCAGUUUGCCGAGGUAGACGACGAUCGAUGCAAGCUCCAAAUUUGCAGUGAUUUCAAUCACCGCAUUUUCUGCCCAUUCCAUGAUAUCCUCAUACAAUUGGGUCCAUCGUAUCAACCCUGUCUGUGCCUGGCAUUCAGAUCUUCGCUAAACCCUAAAACCCUAAAGCUCUGUGGGUUUUUGUGAUGUGGCGAUGACGCUGGAAGAAUAAAGCUCGUCGUGAGGUUGUUGUUGUUGUUGCCCGGGGUGUAGCAAAGAGUUGCGCGAUGUUGCACGAGCUGUUGCUGGCGCUGGUGGGAUGUACCGGAGAUGUUUUCAUGGAUGUUAAGGAGAAGACAGUUGCUCUUGGUCUUUGCACGCCGAAAGUGAAGCGGUCCGGCAGCGGUGAGAAUGGUGGAGAGAAGGAGUCGGAUGCCUCGGAGACCAUUGCCGAUGAGUGCACGUUCCGCGUCGCUUCUGACAUUAGCUUCCUCAAGGAUUCGGAGAAGCAAGUAUUGGAUCAACUUCUUCACCUGGGUUUUUACUACAAGGAGCUAGACAAUUUCUGUGGGAAAUGCCGGAACCUAAGUUGGAUAAAUCUGAAGCAGCAACCAGGCUUGCCACUUGUGCAACAAAGCGUGUAUUGUAGAGCUCUUGCAAAUGGUAUUGCGGAAGUGCUGGCUGUUUACAGAUCCGCUGUUCUUCAAGUAGAGCAAACUCUUAUGGCUGAUCCAGUGCCGGUGCUUGCUGCUGUCACGCAAGGCCUUCAUCAGUUCGAAGUGCUGCUAGCACCAUUGUACGCACUUAUUCGUGAGGUGGAGCGGGAGCAGCUACGGGGAGGGCGGCUGCUGAAUCUGCUACAUGCUAAAUGUCAUUGUGGUAUUCCGGAGCUGCAAGCUUGCAUGCAACGGCUUCUGUGGCAUGGACAUCAAGUGAUGUAUCGACAGCUAUCAACGUGGAUGGUUUAUGGUUUACUUCAAGAUCAACAUCAGGAGUUCUUCGUGAGAAGACAGCAACCUGCAGAAGGCUUGGUUGAUGCAGACCAAGCAAUAGAGGAAGCUCGCUUGGCAGAUUGGCACUCCGGCUUUUGUGUAAACCUGGAGAUGUUACCGGAGUACAUCUCUCUGCAGGUGGCUGAGUCUAUCCUCUUUGUCGGUAAAGCUCUACGUGUUUUACGGAAUCCGAGUUUGACGUUUAAGAGUCAGGUUUCAGGAUCUCAGCGAGGUUCCUCAAAAGGUUUCAAUCGAGCAGAUGAUUCUACUGCAAAAUAUUCUGUGCCUCCGAUUGGUGGUUAUCAAGGCCCUGAACUUCUGCCUCCUGCGGAAGCUGAUAGUAUUGCUUCUAUGCUACGAGAUCUUAAGGGGCUGGUUGAUUGGCUGUCGUUUUUGGUACAGAAAGCCCCAGACUUUCAUAAACUCACAUUCGAGCGAGCAGUUGAUUCUAUUCGGUCUGUAGCAGCAAUUCAUCUAUGGAAGUUGGUGGUGGUUCAUGCAGACCUCAUUGGGCACCUGAAGGCCCUGAAGGAUUACUUCCUUUUGGCUAAAGGUGACUUCUUUCAGUGUUUCUUGGAAGAAAGCCGCAGUAUAAUGCGCAGUCCACCACGGCUAUCUACUGCCGAGGCAGACUUGAAAGUUCCUUUUCAACAGGCAGCAUUAAAAACUAUUGGAGAUGAUGAUAAGUAUUUCAACCGAGUCUCUUUGAGGAUGCCAAAUCCUGCUUCAGGGAGUAGCGACUCAGAUGCAAAACGAACGAGACCUGUUACAGACGGUCCAGGAUUUGGAGAGAGCGUGCCCUACGAUGGCUGGGAUGGUUUAGCCCUUGAGUACAGCAUUAACUGGCCUCUCCAACUGCUCUUCACCAAAGACGUACUAUCAAAGUACACCAAAGUCUUUCAGUACUUGCUGAGGCUGAAGAGAAUACAAUUGGAAUUGGAGAAAUCAUGGGCCCAGGCUAUGCAGCAGGACCGCGAUGACACUGCUAAUAAGCGCAGGGAUAGCCGUCAGCAACGCAUGCCUAUGUGGCGUGUCCGGCAACACAUGACCUAUCUAAUCACCAAUCUUCAAUUUUAUAUUCAGGUUGAUGUUAUUGAAUCACAAUGGAAUCUUCUACAAGAACGGGUUGAAGCAUCCAAGGACUUCACUGAGCUUGCUCGGUUCCACCAAGAGUACCUGGCAGCUCUCAUAUCUCAAUCAUUUUUGGACAUAGGGUCUGUUUCCCGUAUUCUGGACAGCAUAAUAAAUUUGUGCCUCGAACUCUGUCAUGUGAUUGAGCAGGAAGAUGAAACACCUAACUUUGCUGAGCUGGAACGAAUUACUGAGGAGUUCAAUAAAAAGUCAAAUUCACUGUACACCAUACUGAGAAGUACUAAAUUGGCUGGAAGCCAACGUGCGCCCUUCCUGCGUCAAUUUCUUCUACGCUUGAAUUAUAACUCUUUUUUCGAGGUCACUGCGAGAGGGGCUUUAAAUAUGGGUCGACCUCGAGGCGGCGCAUUUACCCACUAAUUGCAUUUCAUAUUUAUCUAGAUCUUAAGCUAUAAUUUGUCUACAAGUAUAGCACGCUGCACAGGAUUUCUAAUAGAUCAAAGCUCACUUGCACACAGAUGUUUUACGGUAAAUGCACUUGUACAUGCCUCCUGUAUAUUGACAAUCAGAUUAAGGGUGAUAGUUUCAGUGAAUUAUAUCUUGAAACUUGUAUCAUGCAAGUAAUAGAAGGUUAAUCAUCUGGAUACGAUGUCCUUGGACACGCAAUUCUUGUGCAAACAUUGAUUGUAAACCGUCCAAGACACAAUCAUUACUUGCUGAAUUCUCACAUGAAUGAACUAAAUUUUUAUUUA
This is a messenger RNA of Physcomitrium patens, 2844 nucleotides long. Its product is annotated as gamma-tubulin complex component 4. Gene Ontology annotation, molecular function: gamma-tubulin binding; microtubule minus-end binding. The record is from RefSeq and is a predicted model, not a curated record. Gene Ontology annotation, cellular component: microtubule organizing center; gamma-tubulin complex; spindle pole. Gene Ontology annotation, biological process: spindle assembly; cytoplasmic microtubule organization; mitotic cell cycle. NCBI's taxonomy places the organism in Eukaryota, Viridiplantae, Streptophyta, Bryopsida, Funariales, Funariaceae.